GCCCCGCCCCGCUGCACCCGAGCGGAAGCACCGCGGCUGGAACGCUGGCUGCGGGGGACCCAGGAGCCGACCGUCCGGAGCCGAGGACGUCCACCGGGAUCGCCAAGCAGGAUGGCUUUGGGGAUCUUUGCAAAUUGUACGUUUUGCUUGAAAGUCAAACACUUACCUCGUCAAGAGAAGAAGAAGCUGCAGGCUGAUAUCAAGGAGAAUGGAGGAAACUUUUCAUUUUUAUUAAAUCCUCAGUGCACACAUGUGAUCUUAGACAAUGCUGAAAUCCUGAGUCGGUAUCAGCUGAGCUCCAUCCAGAAGAAUGAUGUCCAGAUUGCAAGCCCAGAUUUCAUAUGGGACUCUGUCAAGCAGAGGAGACUCCUGGACGUGAAGAACUAUGAUCCCAAGUCACUGGCUGUCGUGUCCCCUCCAGGUGACGAGAGCUGUGUUGAGGUGGGAAUAGAAGAUGUGUCUUUGGACAACACACCAGAGAAUGAAAACACUGACGUCACCCAGGUUUCUGCGGAAAAUGUCGAAAUUCCUCAUUUUCUUCAAGACUUUGAAGUUGUGAAGUAUAAUGUCUUGGAAAAAGUGGGAGCGGACAGAGGCCUGGAGACUGUGGUAGUAGAGCUGCAGUCUUCCCAGGACCCCGGGGACUGCCCCUUUGUGAUAUCAGCGCACUUCCUCCUGGCUGACCGCGUGCAGACGAGAAGAGAGAGCACCGGAAAGCAGACCUCUGAAGGCGCCAGUGAAUAUUAUGAACGCUACAUUGAAGACCUGAAGAGACAAGGAUUUCUGCUCCGAGAGCUCUUCACAGCGGAAGCAACACAAUUAGCAUCUGAAAAGCUGCAAGCAUUGCUUUUGGAGGAGGUCAUAAGUUCAGGCGCUUUGAGCCAGGAGGUGAGCGCUUUGGUGGAGAUGAUCUGGGCAGAAGCUCUGGGGCACCUGGAGCACACACUUCUCAAGCCGGUGAACAGCAUAAGCCUGAAUGACGUGAGUAAAGCAGAGGGGGUUCUCCUUCUCAUAAAAACAGCGCUGAAGAAUGGAGAACCAGCAGAGCAACUGCAGAAGACGAUGGCCGAUUUCUACCGACUGAUUCCUCACAAACACCCAGCAUCUGAAGAAGUUAACCUGAGGUUGUUAGCGCAGAAAGAGGACCUUUGUCAGCUGGUGAGAGACAUGGUGAAUGUUUGUGAAACUCAUCUAUCCAAACCCAACCCACCGUCUCUUGCCAAGUACCGAGCCUUGAGAUGCAAAAUCGAACAUGUUGAACAGAAUACUGAGGAAUUUUCCAGGGUUAGAAGAGAAGUGUUGCAGAGUAAUCACGGUCAGAGUCCAGGAGAUGUCUUGCAGAUAUUUAGAGUUGGCAGAGUGAACGAAGCCACAGAGUUUUUGAGCAAACUGGGCAAUGUGAGGUCCUUAUUCCAUGGAUCUCCCGUGCGGAACAUUCUUGGAAUCUUGUCCCGAGGACUGCUUUUACCUAAAGUAGCCGAAGACCGUGGUGUGCAAAGAACAGACCCUGGAAAUCUGGGAAGCGGCAUUUACUUUAGCGACUCACUCAGAACAAGCAUUAAGUAUUCACACGCGGGAGAGACAGAUGGCUCCAGACUCCUGCUUGUCUGUGAUGUUGCCCUGGGAAAGUGUAUGGACUUAUUCAAGAAGGACUUUUCUUUGACCGAGGCACCUCCGGGCUAUGACAGUGUGCAUGGAGUUUCGAAAACAGCCUCUGUCCCCACAGACUUUGAGGAUGACGAAUUUGUUGUUUAUAAAACCAGCCAAGUUAAAAUGAAAUACAUUGUUCAAUUUCGCAUUCCUGGAGACCGAAUAAAGGACUUCCAUCCUGAUGAAAAUACUGAAUUAGAGGAACACAGAGCUGAGCCUUCAAAUGUUUCAAAGGUUGAAGAUUUCCAGUUACCAGAUGACAAGCCCUUCACCAAUGUCAAAGCUGGCCUUCAGGACAAAUCUGCGAACUCUAUCCCUCUUGACAGUGUUCACAUCAAAGGAAGAAUAAUAGACUUUGUAGCUCAGGUAUGCGUUUUGUGGUUUUAUGACAUGGAAUUAAAUGAAUAUGAGUCACAAAUAAGAAUGUGUUGGGCAUGGCGCCUCACACCUGUGGCCUCAGCAGAGGCAGGAGGAUUGUUGCAACUUCAAGGCCAGUCUGGGAUAAAAGAGAAGGAAGAGGCCCAGCAGAAAUACCGGGAGGCUGUCAGCCAAGGCCAUGGCGCUUACUUGAUGGACCAGGACACUCCGGAUGUUUUCACUGUCAGCGUUGGAAACCUUCCCCCUCAGGCUAAGGUCCUCAUCAAAAUCACCUACAUCACAGAACUCAUCUUCCAGAGCCCUGUAGCUGUCUUCCUCAUGCCCGCCACCGUAGCGCCCUGGCAACAGGACAAGGCUUUGAAUGAGAACCUUCAGGAUACAGUGGAGAAGGUCUGUAUAAAGGAAAUAGGAACGAAGCAAAGCUUCUCCCUGGCUAUGUCCAUCGAGAUGCCCUACAAGAUUGAAUUCAUCUCCAGUGACACACACGAACUGAGACAGAAGAGCACCGACUGCAAAGCUGUGGUUAGCACCGAGGAAGGCUGUUCCUUAGACAGCAGUGGAUUUUCUCUCCACAUUGUUCUGCGUGAUGCGUAUCUCCCAAGAAUGUGGGUUGAAAAACAUCCAGAAAAAGAAAGUGAGGCUUGCAUGCUUGUCUUUCAACCGGAUCUGGCGGCCACCCUUCCUGACCUCCGCGCAAAGAAUGAAGUGAUUAUUUGUCUUGACUGUUCCAAUUCCAUGGAGGGUGUUACAUUCAUGCAAGCCAAGCAAGUUGCCCUGUACGCUCUGUCUCUGGUGGGUGAGAAGCAAAAAGUGAACAUUAUGCAGUUUGGCACAGGUUACAAGGAGCUAUUUUCCUAUCCUAAGUACAUUACAGACAAUAAAGUGGCCACAGAGUUCAUUAUGUCCGCAGCAUCCGCCAUGGGGAACACAGACUUCUGGAAAGUUCUCCGCUAUUUAAGUCUACUGUACCCUUCUGAAGGGUUCCGGAACAUUCUCCUCAUAUCUGACGGGCACCUCCAGAGUGAAAGCCUGACACUGCAGCUUGUGAAGAGAAACAUCCAUCACACCAGGCUGUUCACCUGUGCUGUUGGUUCUACAGCAAACCGUCACAUCUUAAGGACCUUGUCUCAGUGUGGUGCUGGAGUAUUUGAGUAUUUUAACUCAAAAUCCAAGGAGAGUUGGAAAAAACAGAUAGAAGCCCAAAUGACCAGGAUGUGUUCCCCGAGCUGCCACUCUGUGUCUGUCAAGUGGCAGCAGCUCAGCAGAGAUGCCCCUGAGCCUCUGCAGGCUCCAGCCCGGGUGCCUUCCUUGUUUCACAACGACAGACUCCUUGUCUACGGAUUCGUUCCCCACUGUACCCAGGCAACUCUGUGUGCACUCAUCCAAGAGAAGGAAUUUCAUACAAUGGUGUCAACUACCGAGCUUCAGAAGACAACUGGGACUAUGAUUCAUAAACUGGCAGCUCGAGCGCUGAUCAGAGAUUAUGAGGACGGUAUUCUCCAUGACAAUGAAACCAACCAUGAGAUGAAGAAAAAAACCAUGAAGUCUCUGAUUAUUGAACUCAGUAAAGAAAAUUCUCUAAUUACACAAUUUACAAGCUUUGUGGCAGUUGAGAAAAGGGACGCUAAUGAGAUUCCUUUUGAUAAUGCCCCAAAUAUUUUGGAACUUGUUGCCAAAGAAGAUGUAGACUUUCUGCCAUACAUGAGUUGGCAGGAAAAGUUCCCAGACCCCUUCGUAACACAGGCAGAGUCUGAGUGUUUGGAACUAGAGCAGGAUGACGUCACCAACGGCAGCCAACCACUACAGGAGCCUGAAACAAACAUCAGAUACUUUGCAGCCGGUGCUCCAUUAGGCAGGUUUGCCUCACCUGAGCCCUUCUCGGUCUCCUCUGAAGGGAAGGAGAAACAGCUACAUUUGACUAAAAAACUCAAAAAAAAGCUAAGGAGAAGUUUUCAAGAAGUUUCUGAAGAUUUUGAAUGCGUGACCCCAGAGCCACAGUCUCCUGCAGCAGCAGAGUCUCUCAAGGUCCACUCACAGUCGGAAGGUGUGGGCCGGCCAUCAGGUGUGACUCAUCUGGUGUCGCAGAGAAGAGAGGGGGGAUUUAAAAGAAGUCUGUUGGCGACUAAAGCAACACGCGGGGCUGCUCCCAUGGAUUUGUCUGCUCCUGCAGAUCUGUUUUCUUUCCUUUCUCCCCGCAGCUCCCAGUCUGCUUCGUUCUCUCCUCCAGGCUACGUUCCCAGAGCUCCUCCUCUUGCUGCCCCUCUCCCUGGUGGCACCCACUUUCCUCUCCCUCCCUCUCUCCCUGGUGCCCCCUGUCUUCCUCCCGCUCCCGCUCCCGCUCCCCCUCCCUCCGGUGUUGCUAGUCUUCCUCCUCCUACCCCUCUCCUUUUUGGCAGCCAUUUUCCUCCUCCUCACGGAAAAUUCAUCCCAGACAACUCACCUGUGUUUGGCCAAAGCCUUAAUCCUGUAGGAGGUACCAACAUCUUCCAUGAUUCAGAGUCUCCUCCCGGGCAUCUUUUCUCGGGCUUUGGCAGUGUUACUGCUUUCUCAGGUGGUUUCUCCAGUUCAAAGAAAGUUUCCCCAAGGCCCGACGAGGCACCUUAUCUAAAGUCUAUGGCAGUUCUUCGCUGUCCUCCUCUCUCCAGAGUUCUUUGCUCUGGGCAUCCCCGUAGGCCUUCACAAAGUGGCUCUGGGCAUCCCCGUAGGCCUUCACAAAGUGCCUCCCUCCCUCGGGGACCUGAGGACAGAAUCGCAGAUACCAAAAUGGAUUCAGGUGAAUCAGCUUUCCCCUUUGAGUCUCUCUUAAAUCGUUCUGCCAGCGCUGCGCCAUCAGAUGGCUUAGACGGCCUGGGUUUUCAAGACAUGGUUUUGCCUGCCUCAUUCGAAGCAAAAAUGGAUGAAGCGGAAAUUGAGGAAGCAAUAAGAUAUAAAGCGUGCAAGAUAGAGACUUAUGCAUCAAACGACGCUUGUGCAGAGGAAGAUGAGGAAUGGACGCUCUGCGAAAGCGCUUCCACGGAAGAAGAUGAGGGAUAUGUGGUCUCUGAAAGCUUUCCUGCACCGUGGACUUCGCUCUUUGCCCUACAAACCGAGGAUGGUUUCUGGAAACUGACACCAUCACUAGGAUUUAUACUAAAACUUAAUGUAAAUAUUCUACACAAUUUUCUUGAAGAAAAAGGCAUUCGAUCUCUAGGUACAAAAGGAAGAGACUGUCUCCUGGACCUAAUUGCCACCUUGCUGGUACUGCAGUUUCUUCGUACCAGGUUGGAACAAGAAGGGAUGGUUGCCAAAUCACUGAUGAAGAUGGAUGACACCUUCAUCUCCAGGACUAUUCCAUGGGCUCUUGAGAACAUAAAGAAAGCAAGUGAAUGGGUCAGAAAGACAGAAGGCCAGUAUCCAUCCAUCUGCCAACGGCUUGAGCUGGGUAAAGACUGGGAGUCCGCCACGAAGCAACUGCUGGGGAUGCAGCCCCACACCAACAGCUCUCUCUACCGACUUCUGCAUUGCAAUCAGGGCUGAAUUCAAUGAAAUUUCAUUUUAAACAUUUCUCAUAUAUCUUUUUGUUGUUAUUUUUUUUUCUUUUUUUUUUUCUUUUUUUUUUUGGUAUUUUAAGGUAGGGUUUCUCUGUGUGGCCCUUGCUGUCCUAGAACUCACCCAGGCUGGCCUCGAACUCACAGAAUUCUGAUUUCCUUUGUCUUCCAAGUGCUGGGAUUAAAGGCGUGGUGCACCACCACCUGACUGCCUGUUCAUAUUUCUGUGUAGAAAAUAAUCAAAUAGUAAAAGGUACUGAUAAUGACAUGUAUUAGUAGUUUGGGGUUUUUUGUUUUGUUUUGGCUUUGUCUUUCAAUGUAGCUAUCAACCACUUUUAAAUAAAAUAAAUGGAAACAGGA
Alexandromys fortis (reed vole) is the source of this 5915-nucleotide messenger RNA. It is a transcript of the gene Parp4, whose product is annotated as poly(ADP-ribose) polymerase family member 4. Bases 112 to 5544 code for a protein of 1810 amino acids. Gene Ontology annotation, molecular function: NAD+ poly-ADP-ribosyltransferase activity. Gene Ontology annotation, cellular component: cytoplasm. The record is from RefSeq and is a predicted model, not a curated record. Lineage: Eukaryota; Metazoa; Chordata; Mammalia; Rodentia; Cricetidae. The transcript is spliced from 36 exons.